This is a messenger RNA of Spinacia oleracea (spinach), 2097 nucleotides long. RefSeq lists its product as uncharacterized. Lineage: Eukaryota; Viridiplantae; Streptophyta; Magnoliopsida; Caryophyllales; Amaranthaceae. The record is from RefSeq and is a predicted model, not a curated record. The transcript has 4 exons. The coding region runs from base 141 to 1964 and encodes 607 amino acids.
UUAAGUCCCUUAACCCGAUAUAUUCUACUGUGGUGGAUCCGGCGGCUUUUGUUGAACUUGCUGGUUUGCCGCCGUCGGCGGAAGUGAAGAUUCCCGGCUCGGAUGAGGAAGCCUUUGAUUGUCCAGAGGGGUAUGUGGUUAUGUAUGAGUAUCCGUUCACAAUUGGCUUCAAAUUUCCUUUCACUCCUCUAGUUAGGUCCUUUAUCGAGGUUUUCCAUUUGAGUCCGGGUCAGUUGAUGCCCCAGAUAUGGCGGGUUUUCACGGUGGUGCAUGGAGUUACUGCGGACUGGCGUACGCCGUUUGACCUGUCUGAUUUGAUGUACUCUUACGACCUAGCACUGCAGAAGUGCUGUAGGUAUACCUUGGUUACGAAGAAGGGAAAGACGAACUUAGGUGUUGGUUUAGGUGUGAACGACAGGGGUUGGCAGAGUCGUUUUGUCUUUGUAGGCAAAGAUUCUCUGGGAGAUAAAGGGCGGUUUCUGGUCGAGGGAUGGACGAUGGAAGUUGUCAAGGGGUCGUCGUUGACUGAGUUGAACGCUGAUUCUGAGGAUAAGUAUCGGAAGUUCUUGGGUUAUUCUGUCGAGGAUAGGUCUUUCAGUCGCGACGGAGAGUUUUUAGACGAGCAGGCGGUGGACCGGUCAGGCGACGUCGCCGAGGAGGAGGAGAUAGACGAGGGAUCAGGUCAACUGACUCGUCGUCGGAAAAGGUUGGAUUUGCUUGAGGAGGUAGUGGCAAACUCGUCGUCCGCCGAAGGUGAAGUAGGUGAUAUGGCUGACAACUCAGAGCAUACUCUUUCGUCUCGGCCUGUGUCGAGGAUGUCUCAGAGUGAGAUUCAGGAGCGUGCCAGGAAGCGACUUAGGUCGUCCUCGACUUCUGGUGGACGGGGUAUGACGGUUGUACCUCGGUUUUCUGCGAUAGGUUCAUCGGCCGAGACGCCUGUCGUCAUAGGUGCCGAAGGCUUUCAUCCGAUUGCUUCGUCGUCGCCUCCACAGCCGUUCAAGGCGUCGUCUGCUGCUGUCGACGUUAGUAAAGUGUCUACUUCAUCGGCCAAGAAGCGACCUGUCGAGACGGAUCCUGUCGAGGAUACGGUUAUCACUUUGCCCCCAAGCUUUUUGGGUGAUGAAGAGGCGUCGGUUAUAUGGCCUUUCGCUGAUCGCUUGAUCUUGCCUACGACGUAUCGACGAUACCACGAGGUGGAUCCUCUUCCUGUCGCGUCGGACGCCGCUGAGCUUAGUCUGCGGGCGUCGCAGGCUGCCUUGGCCGUGCGUAGGCAGUGUUCGUUGCUGUGCGACGAGGUGACGAAUGCAAGGCAGCUGACGGCGACGGCGAAGAAGGCGGCCGCAUCGUGGGAAGCGAAGUGGAAAGCUGCUGAGAAGAAGGUUGUGGAUCUUGCUGCGGUGAUUAAGGCCAAGGGUGAUCAAUUGAAGGGUAAGGAUAAGCAGUUAGCCGACGUGGCUAAAGAUCUGGAGAAAGUGAAGGAGGAGUUGACCUCGACGACAGAGGAAUUGGAUGGAUUGAGGAGCUUGUACGACGCCCUGCAGGAGGAGGCGAAGGACGUCGAGGCUCUUGCUAUAUGGAGGACGCGGGCGCAGAUGAUGUAUUCCUGCCUGAUUGGGGAGACUAGCCUUUGGCCGUGCCAAAAGGAGGUGGAUGACUAUCUGGCUAAUGGCGGUACCAUGGCUGACCUGUCGGUGCCCGUGGUGGAUCCGGAGGAGUUGGCGAAGACGGCUGACACUGCUAGUACUGAGGCGACGGAGGUGGAUGCUGCUUUGUUGGUGGUGAGUGUGCCUGUUCCGGACCAAGAGGGGGAGGUUUUAGCUGUUGGGUGCGAAGAGGAGGCCCUUGCCGUCGUUUCUCAAGACGAGACGGUGGACGUGGCGUCGGUGGAGGUGCCAGUCGUGCCCCCAGAGCAAGAGCCGGAGCAGGAAGUCGUGGUUUCUCCUCAGGAAGAAGGGAUGUAUUAGUUUGUAGUUUUUGAAUUUUCUGUUGGUUUUUGUGUUUUGUUGGUGGAUUUCUUUACUCGUCGUCGGUGGCGGCGACGAGGUGGUUUGGAUGACUUGUGUUUUUAUUUGUCGUCGGUAGUGGCGACGCUGUGUG